Molecule: messenger RNA, 1140 nt
Organism: Rotaria sordida
Lineage: Eukaryota; Metazoa; Rotifera; Eurotatoria; Philodinida; Philodinidae
Source: the annotation of a GenBank genome assembly
AUGACUGAAGAAAUACAACGUUCGACAGCAUCUUCGACAAGAUUUGAGUCUGCACAUGAAACUAGAGCUUCCACUGAAAAAUUAGACACUCAAUCAGUGGUAAGACCUUCACCAUCGUCGACUAAUCGUACAUUUGCUCCAUUGAAUACACCUUUGUAUAGGCGUCGACAAACACUUACAAUUAUUGUUUUCUGGAUUCUGCCAUGGUUUUUUUUAUAUAUAUCAUUAUUAUUACUUCGUUCAAAUAAUUGGUAUGUGUUUUUGGGUUUCAUUGCUUAUUUAACAUGGAUGGUUCUUUUUCGAAAAUAUCCUCAACAAGGUGGUCUUAGACAACAAUGGUUUCGUCGACUUGCCUGGUGGAAAUGGUUUGCUGAUUAUUUUCCAAUUCAUUUACAUAAAACAUGUGAUUUACCAGCUGAUCGUUCAUAUAUAUUUGGUUAUCAUCCACAUGGUAUUAUAUCACUUGGUGCAUUUUGUAAUUUUGCUACAGAAGGAACAAGUUUUGAAGAAAAAUUUCCAAAUAUCAAUCUUCGUUUAUUAACACUUAAAUCAAAUUUUCGUAUACCAUUUUAUGGUUUAUAUUUAUCUAUGUUAGGUUUAUGUGAUGCAUCGAAAGAAUCAUGUAAUUAUAUAUUAGAAAAAGGUAAUGGUAAUAGUAUAAUGUUAGUUUUGGGUGGUGCUAAAGAAGCACUUGAUGCUCAGCCAUCAUCAGAAUAUAUAUUAACUCUUAAAAAUCGUAAAGGUUUUAUUAAAAUUGGUCUAGUUCAUGGUGCUAGUCUUGUACCAGUAUUUUCAUUUGGUGAAAAUGAUCUUUAUAAUCAAAUAUCUAAUCCACGUGGAUCAAAACUUCGACAAUUUCAAAUGUUAUUACAAAAAAAAUUAGGCUAUUCAACACCAUUUUUUCGAGGACGUGGUAUUUUUCAAUAUGCAUUUGGAUUUUUACCACAACGACAUCCAAUUGAUACAUAUGUUGGUUCACCAAUUGAAUUACCUAAAUUAAAAAAAGAAGAUAUUACAUCGGAAAUUAUUGAUAAAUAUCAUCAAAUAUAUAUGGAUGCAUUAACAAAUCUAUUCGAUACAUAUAAAGAAAAUCAUGGAAAUAAAGAUGCAACAAUAAAAUAUGUCAAUGAUAAUGAUUGA